AGAUAAUACAAAUGUCAGCUUAAAUGAAUGUAUGAGAUCUACGAAGAUCAAAAUUUUAGAGAAAUUAUAUUUAGAUUGCUAUUAUUUUGAAUAUGAUAUGAAUGAAAGUGUAAAUAAGAUAUUGAAAUCGAAUGAUAUAUGAGUAAUUUUUUCAUUCGAAAGAAAUAAGCCGUAUGCGACGAGUUUCAUUCAUAACAAAGUAGUAUUAUAGGUUACUUUUUUACUUAUUAUGGCACAAUCUACAGCUAGUGGAACAUCUUCUCGACGAUAUAUAAGAGAACAUGAUGGUGUUAACGUACCAUCUUCGUCACGCUAUGUGGACAGUGAGUGGGAAACCAAAGAGGCUUUACGACAAAGGGAACUUGAAGAAGCACGAGCACGAGCAGCUCAAAUGGAAAAGACAAUGAGAUGGUGGUCAGAUUGUACUGCUAAUUGGCGUGAAAAAUGGAGUAAAGUACGUAAUGAGAGGAAUAUGGCAAGGGAGGAGGCAAAGAUAUUUAGAGCAAAGUUAGAGAUUGCUGUAAAGGAUGCAAACAGUUAUAAACACGAGUGCCAGGAACUUGAAUUACAAAAUGAUCAAUUAAAAAAAGAAAUGGAAAAGAUACAUAUGAUACUGUUAAAACAUGCUGGACAAUUUGAUCAACAAAUUUUUACUGUUUUAGAAUCAGAUCCACAGUUAAGAAAUACAUUAGGUAUAGAUGAAUUAAUCAAAUUUUACAAUAAUGUAGAACAAAGUGAACGUGUAAAUACUCAGAAGGAUUUACUUACUUGCAAAUCUUCACUUGAAGAAUCUAAUGUAUGUUUAGGAGGUCAUACUAUUUUACCAGAUAGAGAUAUUGAAGAAUAUGUACUACAAGGUGCAGUGCCAAAGCAUGCUGUAGAAUUAUAUAAAGAAAGUCCUAUUAAUUCAUUAGAUAAAGAUAUUGCAAGACUGGUUACAGAUGCAAGUUCUGUAGAAGAUAAUGUAGAGAAAAAUCAAUCUUCGUUACAAACAUCUACAGAUGAAUCUUAUGCACAAAAAAUAUUAACACUUCAGUAUAAAUUAGAUGAAGCUACAAAAACUAUAUCUACAGAAAGAGAAGAGAAAAAUUCUUUACACCGUGGUAUGGAAAAAUUAAAAGCAGAAGUGGUACAACUAAGAAAACAAUGUGGAGAACUAGUGGAAAGUAAAGAUGAAGCUAUAAAAGAACUACUUGAAUUAAAAGAACGAUUUCAAUUCGAACUUAGUGACGUGCAAGCUGAUAUAAUUGAUCAAGCUUCAAGUAGAGAAGGAAUGAAUCGUCGUUUAUGCGAACUUAGAGCUGAACUAGAAAAGCUUCAGGCUGAAAAUGCUGCCGAAUGGGGAAAACGAGAACGUCUAGAAACAGAAAAAAUUUCUUUAGAAAGAGAAAAUAAACAACUUCGCAAUGAGUUACACGAUUUACAAGAAAGAAUAGAGUUACGACGAUCACGUCCAGUUUCCACAUCUGACAGUGAUACCAGACAGUUGCAACAAGAGUUCUUAGUUAGAAACGUGACAAUAUUAAAAAAAUCGCUGGAGGAAAAAACUACAGAACUCUCGCACGCUAUGAGAAGAUCAGAACAAUACGAAGCAGAGGUAAAGAGAGUAAGAGCAAGAGUAGAAGAGUUGAAGAAGGAAUUAGCUUCAGCUCAGGAUGAGGUAGAUGCUGCAGCUAAUAGUGUUCGUAAAUUACAACGAGCAAAUGAGGAUCUUCUAGAGCAAUUAGAAUCUGCUAAUGUGCAAUUGGAACAUUUUCGAAAUAGUACUGAUUCUUACUCAGUUGAUGUAGGAAUGGGACAAGCUGUUGAAGCAAAAUUAUGUAUAAAUGAUGAUAAAUUAACAAAUGGUAGGUUUUUACAUUUUAAUAAAUUUGAUAUAUUCGAUUUUAUAAUUCUAUCUUAUAAAUACUGUUUCAGAGUAUGAAUCUCAACAAGCCUAGUAUUCACUCAUUUCAAUAAUAACAUUAUAUUUAAUUUGAGCGAUGAUUAUGGUACUUGGAAUGUAAAAAGCAUUUUUUUAUGUUCUAAGAUAUAUAUUACCAAUUUGGUUAACAAUACCUUUUACUUUAAAAGAACGCUAUUAAUAUACGAGGUGUCCGGCUACAGGUAGGCAUUCUUUGAAGGGGUGAUAGCUGAAUUGAUUAUGAAUAUUCUUCAUCAAAAUACUUGUUGAGGCUUAGUUUUUGAAUAAUUCAUGAAAAACACUGACCAAUCAGAGCACACAUAAUGCGCGGGUUUAAUCACGAGAGUGUCUCUACAAGACCGAACUCGACCGUGAUCGCGAACAAACUACUCGGCACCGCGUCAAACUCGGUUCGCAGCCGACACUGAGCGGCCGAGUCUGCGCACUACGCGGCUGAGUCUGCGCACUACGCGGCCGAGUCUGCGCACUACGCGCGCUGUGAUUGCCCGGUGUUUUUAAUUAAUAAUUCAAAAACUAAGCAUUAACGAGCAUUUUGGCAAAGGAAAAAAUUGUUUAGAAUCAUUCCAGCUACCACUCUUUCAAAAGAUGCCCACCUGUAGCUGAACACCCGGUAUAAGUAUUAUUUAUAUAAUAAUUUCGAAUAAUGAAAAAUCACUGUCUGUUUCUUUCAGCUUUAUAUCAUUUUUUUAUUGUAUAUAUUAUUUUUUUAAAUAUUUUUUAUCUAAACAAAUUUGUGAAUAAGACUUUGAAUAUUUUCUUAUGUGUAAAAAGUUUACAUUCCAAUAUAUUACAUAUAUUUUAAACGUGUUUAUUGUAUGUAUAUAAGUAAUGUAUAUAACUUAAUAUGUAUAUGUAAUUACAAAGUUUACCUGUUACCUAAAGACUGGUAUAAUUAGAUCAUUAUUUAGAUGAGAGAUGUUCAAUGAUACCUGAUAUUUAUAAUUAAAAUUUUUGCUCUAUUAUAAAUGUUUGUAAUAUAAAAAAAGUAACAAAUUGUAAGUGUAUUUAUGUCUACGUCACAUAGUAAUUCUUAUCUAUUUAAAUUUACAUUUGUAGUAGACGUUAAGAAAAUAUUCAAUGUAUAUUUAUUAUUGGAUGUUAUUCAUUAAUGAAGGAGAGUAGGAAACAGAAUUUUUUAUUUGUUUAACGUGUAUUUUAUUGAUAAAAAAAAGAUAAAUACUAAAAGCUCAUGUAGCAUUAUCAAAUUAAUAAUGUACACUUAGUACACGUACCUUGAUAAAAAUGAGAUGCAGUACGUGUGUAUGAAAAAGAUAAUAGAAGUAUGAUUAUAUUCAUAAAAUGUAUGAAUGUUCAUAAUGUUCAUAUUAAUGGAAAAAAAAAGAAAGAAGAAUGAUCUAAAUUGUAAUAAAAA
Messenger RNA from Osmia bicornis bicornis, 3296 nucleotides. Its product is annotated as coiled-coil domain-containing protein 102A. The transcript is spliced from 6 exons. The record is from RefSeq and is a predicted model, not a curated record. NCBI's taxonomy places the organism in Eukaryota, Metazoa, Arthropoda, Insecta, Hymenoptera, Megachilidae. The coding region runs from base 230 to 1924 and encodes 564 amino acids.